GUCAUUUUUUCCAUUCGUGGGUCGACCGUAUCGUGUGUCACAUGACAUCUCCCGUGACCAAAAAUUGUUUAUGAAAUAUUUUGUAAAUAGAAGCGAUGAAAAAGGUGUGAAAGAAUGAGCUUCAAGAUCUCCGACCUGGACAACAGCGUUACCGAGGGCGACAAUGACCUCAUGAGCAUUGUGGAUGAGAAUUCAAUAGGAGCCUCCCAGGACACCCUCAAUGCAGGCGAUGAGAACGCGCAGUACACCUCGAUAAAGAGUGAGAAUGGUUUGGUCACAUACCGACUAGUCCACCUUGGGGAGUCCGAAUCUAAUCUCCAGAGCGCGGCUUCAUCUGCCACAACACCCUCCUCAAACAUGUCUCAGCAGUGUCAAGUUUACGUGAUUGGGAAUCCAUCGAAUUUUCUCCAGGCGCAACGCAAUACCCCAACAAAGUCAGAAGUUGUAGUCUCGCCUGUGAUCCAGCACACAAAGGUACGAAAGAGGGAUGAACGACGAAGAGCCACGCAUAAUGAGGUGGAGAGACGCAGGAGGGAUAAGAUAAACAACUGGAUACUGAAGUUGAGCAAAAUCAUCCCGCCAGAUCCAACAGAAGUGCCACGAAGCGGUUGUGGCAAUCUCGAGGGCCAGUCGAAGGGCGGAAUACUAGCCAAAGCAUGCGAAUACAUUAUGGAACUGAAGGAAGCCACCUCCAGCUUGAAGGACUAUCAGACGGAGCUCAAGAGAUUAGUGGCGGAAAACAAGUCGCUGAGGGAGAAGAAUGAAUCACUGAUUAGAGAUAAUGAAAUGCUGAAAGCACAAGUGAGUGGCGUGAAGAGCGAGGGACGUCCAACAAACUUAUAGCGAAUAUAUUUACAGAGAUGUGGAUGGAAUUUGUUCUGAAAUAUUUUUAUAUCCUGAAGAAAUUUGUAUGAUUAUUUUUUUUAAUCGAUAGCAAGUUAUCCUUAUGUUUUUUAUAUUAUUCAUUUUAUUUAAGAAAGGGAUCUAUCUCUAAGUUCUAACGCUCCCUAAAUAGAUUCUUUUAUAUUCACGAAAUGAGGCAAAUGUUUUGUGUAUAGAUUUAGAGGCGAAAAAGUGUAUCUUGUCCCAAAUAGCCACUUUUUUUUUCAUCGGCAUCACUAUUGCAUGUGGCAUUAUUUUGAAAUAAUCAAUAUUGAGUUUCUGUUGGGGAUUUAUUUUGUGAAAUGAUAACUUAUAAAGAAGUGAAGAAAUGUUUUGGUCGUCCCCUUCUUUUUUUGUGGUUUUGUACAUUUGAUAAGACACCCGCCUUUCUCAAUGGUUUUUUUUUUAUUUGAAUGUGGCAAAAUUAUCUCUUAUUACUGAAUAAAUAGGUUUAUUAAAAUUA
This is a messenger RNA of Phlebotomus argentipes, 1345 nucleotides long. It is a transcript of the gene Usf, whose product is annotated as upstream stimulatory factor 2. The transcript has 7 exons. Gene Ontology annotation, biological process: regulation of transcription by RNA polymerase II. The record is from RefSeq and is a predicted model, not a curated record. The coding region runs from base 115 to 843 and encodes 242 amino acids. NCBI's taxonomy places the organism in Eukaryota, Metazoa, Arthropoda, Insecta, Diptera, Psychodidae. Gene Ontology annotation, molecular function: DNA-binding transcription factor activity, RNA polymerase II-specific; protein dimerization activity; RNA polymerase II cis-regulatory region sequence-specific DNA binding.